CCGAAAUCCAAGCUGCAGGGAGAUUUCUCCGUCUGUGGGAUCCCGAUGUGUGGGCUCAAAGACAUCCGAAGCAGAAAAAGCAGGGGUUGGCCGGUCUGCGAAGGUUUCCUCAACGGCGAUCUGGCGCUUUGCUAGGAACGAUACGCACGGGCUAGGAAAGGGUCAGAGUAAAAGUCAGGUCAAGAUCCGAUGUGAUUUGCUAUCUAUGCACCGUCUGGAACCAGGCCACUCGCCCUCAAAGUACCUAGUACUGUGGCCUGCGGCUACGGACUGACAGCAAUGUGAGUGACUGCCGGGCCUGUAUGUGAAUGGUCCAUCCUACCGACUGCAUUCAAACCAUGUCACCUUUGCCUUCCUGUGCCUGACCUGUCCGGGAUCAAUACCUGGAAGCUCAAGGCUUGCAGCCUGGCAUGCCCCAUUUGUCAAAGAAACAGACUCAAUUUGGGACCUUGGGUGGCGUUGGUGGUCGUGGUAUGGGUCGUGGCAUAGGCAUUGUUGCUGUCUCCCCAGCCAUGUCCUUGCAAUUGUUGAUCGAGUGGUCUAUCUUGGUUUUCUGUGGUCAGCGGCAAGUCUUGAUAAGUGGGGCCGCCCUGACCUCUUCGAAAGUACCGCUGCUGGCAGUGGGAAUCAAGGAGAUGACCGUUGAAAGAUGUGCUUUGCUUCAAGUUCUUUGUUUGUCUUGUCAGCAAUUUCGUAUCAGCAUGGGUUUGUUGACGGGAUACUGGAUGAAAUUCGGUGCGGAUAUGUCGCGGUUGCAGCAAGCUGUUCAGCGAGCUAUUUAUACCCAUCCCCAGGGUGACACGAGCGACCCUGAUCACGCGCUUAAUGACCUAUCUGUGGAAUCUCAUUCAAGCUGGCGAAUUCUCCGAGGAGUGAGCCUGCACAUGACGCAGUACAGGCGUCAAGACCUCAUCACCGCCGCCGGUGACAGAGUUGGCCUGUGCUAUCAUGCUGCUUCACUAUGCCAUCUGUGCCAACAACGGAUCACUGAGAACAAGGCACACUCCCACCUCUGCUCUUCCUCUACGACACAAUUUCCGGCGAAGACGUGCAACUUCCUUUGGAUCACAACUUGAAUGGCAGGUUCACGUAGCCCGGUAGCGGGCAAGAGCAUCCCACAUGCACCUCGUCUGUGGAAUUCUCUUGGGACUGGAACUCAAAGCUCUACGAAUAAGUCUACCGUUGUUGUCACUCCUUUGCUGUCCGCUGUUGUCACCUUUUGGCUCACUUUUGGGUUGUUUGGCUAGCUCUCUUAAUUCCACGAGAGACAUAUCGCUGCAUACGCUAACUUGGCCGUCGUGGGCGCACACAAGUAAUCUUUGUACGAAGCACGUUUCCCCCCUGAGAUGCCUGGAUGUCAUUCAUCGGUUCCCUAAAAAAGGUGGCUAGUUCUGCAAGUUUGCGCAUGAUGGCAUUCCACCUGGACCCCCGAAGAGACCUGCCUGCUCCCAACAUCCAGCCAAGCUCAUACUACACGUCCUGGCGUACUACUGCACACGGCAAUCCGUCCAAGAAACCGAAGGUGAAACAAUGUCAUGAUUGGAUCUUCUCAAGUUCCUCCAAUGUCCAUGUGGCACUCGACCGAAGCGCCUUCAAGACCUACAUACCAUUCAAGUCAUACGUCGUGACGGUGGCAGGUCAACGUCAGAUCACAGUCCGUGGUAUUGGAACAGUCGAAAUCAAGAUACGUCGGGAGCCAGGAAGCAAGGAGAGUCACACCGUCUGCUUGGAGAAUGUCCUCCAUGUCCCUGAGUGGAUUUGCAAUAUCGUGUCGGACGUGUGCUUCGUUCCCGUGUCGCAAUACGAGCACAACUGGACGGAGUUCGGUGUUAACUUUUUUGUGCGAGAGAAGAAUGCUUUGAAGCCUUGGGGUUAUACGGAGAACUUCUGCGGUCUGGAUCGCUUCGUCUUGUCGCGUAAUCACCACGGCCGCAGUCCAAUGUUGGAGGAUCCUGACCGCGAGGUGUUCUCCGUCAGUUUGACAUGGCCUCAAAGUCAAAGAGACAAAUGGAACGAGGCCAUAGCGCAGGGCAUGCGGCAAGACGCCGAACGCAUUGAAAACGUUAUCAAGAAGAAGAGGACCGAUGAUGAGGCGAAAGGGCUGAAGAGGGAAGUCAAGAGUAACCUUGUCGAAGCAAGCAAAUGGAAGCUUAUGCCGGAUGUGGCGACGACGAUGAAAAAGCAAUGGAAAAGCGGGCUCGAGGAGAUGGAUGGAGGACCGGAGCUACUGGCCAGAGGAUCAAGUUUGGGUUUUCGGGGCAAUGGAGCCUGAUCGGCUCAGACGGCUGCCGCACAUCAAGAUAUUGAUGCAUGAAGUAUAGCAAGUUAUUGAGAGAUGGCAAAAGAGGAGAGAAUCAGUCGGCUGAACAUGGUCAAAGGUGGGCAGUGCUUGGUCAACUACAAAUGUAUUUCUCCUUCGUUGGCGGCAGCACGUUAUGCUAUAGCGGGUAUCACGAGAAUAGCAACUUGGUAAAUGGGUGCUCUACUUGUCGAGAAAGUCUGUUGCCACGCUCAGUGAAUCAAUCUGACUUCCUUGCCCGGCUCCCAG
Messenger RNA from Exophiala dermatitidis NIH/UT8656, 2548 nucleotides. RefSeq lists its product as uncharacterized. The record is from RefSeq and is a predicted model, not a curated record. Bases 1355 to 2272 code for a protein of 305 amino acids. Lineage: Eukaryota; Fungi; Ascomycota; Eurotiomycetes; Chaetothyriales; Herpotrichiellaceae. The transcript has a single exon.